AUGACUGAAGAAAAUGGAACAACUAUCAAUGGUGAAACGGAGAAAUCGUUUCAAGUACCAUUGAAAAUGCUAUUAGAAACCAGUAACCAGUCGACCAUCGAACGAAAUGUUCACAAUGUCCUCCGCCGAAGCUUUCUCGAACAACGAUCAAUCACCUGGAAACCGAUUAAAGUCGAACUGGUGGUUAAUACCCAACUAACCAAUGAAUUCUUCGGUAAUUAG
Adineta ricciae is the source of this 222-nucleotide messenger RNA. The record is from the annotation of a GenBank genome assembly. Lineage: Eukaryota; Metazoa; Rotifera; Eurotatoria; Adinetida; Adinetidae.